Molecule: messenger RNA, 1467 nt
Organism: Nothobranchius furzeri (turquoise killifish)
Lineage: Eukaryota; Metazoa; Chordata; Actinopteri; Cyprinodontiformes; Nothobranchiidae
Product: zinc finger protein 414
Source: RefSeq, a predicted model, not a curated record
CUGCUCGAAGCCUCGCUUCGUUUGUCCCAUCACUACCGGAAACACACCACACAGCUUCCGCUGCUGUGGUUUGAGCUCAACCUACAGUUAUGAUGUCUCCGGUGUUCCCCGCCUUGCCAGCACCUGAAGAUGAGAACGGAGCCCCGAAGAGGGUGGCCUGUCCGCUCCACGGGUGUAAGCGGGCUUACACAGAGAUGAGCGUCCUGCAGAAUCACAUCAAGGACCACGAGAUCGCGGCACAGUCCCUCCCAGGUAAGGUGCUGCUGUGCUCCUCCGCUGGCUGUGGCAGGUCCUUCCCCAACAUGCAUAAGCUGAUGGAACACAUGAGGCAUCACCAUAAGCCCAACAUCUACUUCCAGUGUGAGAGCUGUCGCACAAAGCUGCGGUCCUACCGUGGCCUCCUGGCACACCUGCACACCUGUUCCAAAGUGCCCCGAAGCAAAUCAAAGGCUACUGAACCAACCCCCCCUCUGUCUGCUGCUGCUGGUCCAAAUCUGACCACUAAUGCUGCAGAGCAGCAGCCCCCCCACUUAGAGUCAGUUUGUUCAACCCAGCAGGUCUCCGACCCACAGGAGUCCCUCUCUGCUGCUCCUCUGCUGGACUCCGCUGACCCCCCUGUGCUAGGCCCCCCCAUCCUGCCUCUCCAGGAGCCUGUCCCCCUCCCUUCGGGCCCCUGUCCCACCCCCUCUCAUGACUCUGAUACUCCUGAAGCCCAGAGCAGGACCACGGGGCCUUUCCCACCUGCUCUUCACUCUCCUCCUGGCUCCUCCGCUGUCUGGAAGAAGAACCAAGGGACGUCCUGCAACAGACGUGUCCUCUGGGAACACACUAGGGGGCGCUACACCUGCGUGCAAUGUGGACACACGGUGACUAACCGUAAGGAAAUGACCCAGCACAUCAACAGUCACCACAGCGGCACCAAGGUGGCACGGGACCCAGGAAACAGCUGACGCCGCGGUCCGGGCCCUGGUUUACCGUCAGCUUUUCUGAGAAAGUAAACUUGAUAAACAUCCUGUUGGGACUCUUGGAUAUUAGGGACCGACUGCAAAAAGAGUUUCUCCACCCGAAACUGAAAUCUUGUCUGUACUUAUUUCCCAGAGCUAGAUAAGUGGGAGAGAGCAGCCCGGUCAUUCUGCUCUCCUUUAGCUUAGCAUAAAGCACCGUAAUUAAAUGAUCCAACUAGCAUCGUGAGCCCUUCAAAUCCCUCCGUAGUGAUCCCAGUUCUGCUUGGUGACCUAAAUCAGACGGACUGCAGGUGAAAAUCAUCACAGGCGCCAUUUUAGAUUGAACCUUACUGCUUUGGCAUAUCUAGUUUAACGGUGUUUAUACUAAGCUAAAGCUAACGGCGUACAGCCAGGUUAAUAUGGGUGGCCUGUCCCUGUAAAGCUGCCCCAACCCUGAGACCCAUCGGCAGGUGUGAGAACCUAAAGGAGCCCACAGAAUAAAAGCUUGUUGUUGAAACCUUUA